AUGGACAUUAUAUUAACGCAGUUGGAGAUCAGUAGAGCCUAUGAAGAGGUCGACAACGGCGGACGUCGAAGAUCCAGAGACACGUAUUGGAUAACGACAUCAACCAAUUAUGAAAAAGGCAAAAUGAUUUCGUAUUGGAUUCAAGCAACCACUAAAAAGUCGACACGUGAACAACCCCCAAAAACACAUCUCCAAAGACCAAAACCAUCCUUGAAGCGCCUCAAAGAAUUUAGACCAGAUCUUCAUGAAUUCAAGAAACAGCAUUGCAUCCAUCGUUUCCUGUAA
Lactuca virosa is the source of this 285-nucleotide messenger RNA. Lineage: Eukaryota; Viridiplantae; Streptophyta; Magnoliopsida; Asterales; Asteraceae. The record is from the annotation of a GenBank genome assembly.